AUGACUCUCCCACCUCGUCCUAACGCCGUCCACACUGUCGACGCCUCGACGUCUUCAGAGGAAUUACGCAAACUCAUAGCGAGCGACGGCGCCGUCAUCGUGCGGCAAUUUAUCCCCGACUCCGUCGUUACUGCUCUCAAUGAAGAAGUCGAUCCCUACCUCAGUGCCACCAUCACCGGCCCUCCAGCGAACACUGGGGAACUGUACAUGAAGACCGUCGGCUCGCGCACGAAGCACAUGGGAAACCUGGCCGCAAUCUCACCUACAUACCGCACUACUAUCCUGAACCACCCCUUGAUGCAUGCCGUCUCUGACUCCUUCUUCACCGCACCAUUCGGCGACUAUUGGGUGAACCGUGCCGCUGUUCUCCAAGUCGAACCAGGAGAGAAAGCCCAGGGUCUCCAUCGCGAUGACAGUCUAUACGGGAUUACGCGGUAUCUCGGUCCAGGUGCGCCAGAGCUCAUGGUUAACUUCUUCAUCGCUCUUACCGAAUUCCGGGAGGACAACGGUGCGACCAGGUUGAUUCCCGGAAGUCAUCGGUGGAGCGGGAAGGAUAUUGCAAGUGCAGUGCCGGAGAAUACCGUUGGUGCUUUUAUGCAGCCGGGUGAUGCCGUGCUGUAUUUAGGAAGCGUAUGGCACGGCGCAGGAGAGAAUCGGUCAACUGAGAACCGGCGCGGGUUGAGUGUGACUAUGCAUCCAGCGCACUUCACACCCAUGGAGGCCCAUGUCGACUUGCCCAGAGAUGUCCUGGAAGGAAUGACGCCCCUCGCGCAGAAGAUGGUUGGGUGGCGGAGUUGGUGUGGGUAUCAUGGAGUGCCGGUGUGGACGGUGAGGGAUCGCAGGAUGGAGGAUGAGCUGGCCUUGAAGUCGACAUGA
Molecule: messenger RNA, 876 nt
Organism: Aspergillus viridinutans
Lineage: Eukaryota; Fungi; Ascomycota; Eurotiomycetes; Eurotiales; Aspergillaceae
Product: phytanoyl-CoA dioxygenase family protein
Exons: 1
Coding region: 1-876 (291 amino acids)
Source: RefSeq, a predicted model, not a curated record